UGCCCACGUCUGGAUGCCUCGAUAUGAUAUAAUUUGUUUGAAAAUAUAAUAUUAUUGAUAUUAUCAGCUGUCACGCUUCUCCCACUGUGGCGGGCAAGGACGGGCUAUGGAACCGCCGACUUGCCGAUUUGGCGACCAGGGAUUAGGUAGAUGGUUGGACUGGGCUCUUUUGCUGUCAUAUUGUCCUGUCAUAUUGUCGUGUUUGUGAUGGGUAUAUAUAAAAUCGAGGGAUGCUGGCUGUUGUUUUGUCUCGUAUGUGAUGUGAUACUGUAGAAGAACUCCGUACAUCUAUAUCUCACUCACCUUACCUUAUCUCAAUCAAAGAGCUUUUUACCUAUACCGCCCAAUCUACAAAUUUACCUUAUAUAAAAAUAUAUAUAUAUAUAAAAAAACACCACAAAACACCCCAAAAAUGGCCACCACCACCCUCCCAACCACAAUUCGCUCCCUCCACCAACCCGACCCCCUCAAGCCCGAAAUAACCCUAAAAAGCACCCCACCGCCAACCCUCACCCCCUCCUCCCCAACCGAUCACCUCAUCCGCGUCCACGCCACCUCCCCCUGCGCCGGCGAACUAACCUGGCCCGCCUGGAACCCCGAUCUCUUCUCCGCAGAAAUCGUCCCCUGCUACGACCUCUCCGGCACCGUCGUGCAGGCGCCGCCCAACUCCCCUUUCCCCCCCGGUACGCCCGUCUGGGGCCGCACGAACGUCAAGAGGCCCGGUAAUGCGCGCGAGUAUACCAUUGCGCCAACGGAGGAGUUAGCGCGGCGGCCCGCGGUUGUGGAUGAGAUUACCGCUGCGAGCGUGCCGUUGAGCGCGGAGACGGCGGUGCAAGCGCUGUUUACGCGCGGGGGGUUGAGUGGGUUGGGGGAGGGGGAGGGCGGGAGGGAGAGGAAUAAGGGGAAGAAAGUGUUGGUCACGGCUGCGUCGGGUGGGGUUGGGGUGUGGCUGUUGCAGUUGGCGAGGGAGGCGGGGGUAGGUGGGAUUGUGGCGGUGUGUGGGAGUGGGAACGUGGAGAUGGUGAAGGAGUUGGGGGCGACGGAGGUUAUUGAUUAUACGAAGAUGAGUGUUAAGGAUUGGGCGGAGAGGGAGGGGGAGGGCGGGAAAGUGAAUUUGGUGAUUGAUUGUAAAGGUGGGAAGUCGCUGGGACAGUGUUGGAGUGCUGUGAAGGACGGUGGGGCGAUUAUUUCAAUUUGUGAGCCACCUGAGGGGCAGAAGCCGGAGGGGUGUGCGGCGAACGAUGUUAGGAAUGAGUUUUUCAUUAUGGAGCCCAGGGGGGAUGAUUUGUUGGAGGUUGGGAGGCUGUUUGAGGAGGGGAAGGUGAAGGCUGUGGUUGACAGUGUUUGGAAGCUGGAGGAAUAUAAACAGGCGUUUGAGAAGUUGGAUCAGGGGCAUUCGAAGGGGAAAAUCCUUCUCACACUGUGAUGUUGCGAUGGGAUUGUCGGAUCGCUUUUGUUCGAAAUUCGUACUAACACUGCAUGUUCUUUUCUCAGCCAAGCUUGCAUGUAUGCAUCUCAAAUUGCACCCCCUCCCCAAAUUCGGGAAUUGAUGAAAUUGAACAUGUUGAACAAUUAUGCCUUCGUAAUGUUGGAUGUGAACCGGGGUUUAACUGGCCUGUGAUGACGAAUAUAGGAAUUCCUGCAUGAUCCGCAUUUUCUACUCAAAGACAUCCCAUUCCCAAAUUCUGUAGAUAGAGAGGGGAAAAAGGAUAACCACAAGGGUUCGAGAACACCAAGGACUCUCGCCACACAAGGCCAAGGAUGCACGCGUCCCCGUGAGGCUGUGCAAUUCACACCCAAAUUCUCAUCGCGGCGAGGCGCUAUUGGGUAGUUAUUGGAAAAUAAAGUGCAUGCAGCUAGUUAAGCUGGAUCAUCCUCUGCUCCCUCCGCCGUCCUCCGCCGUCCCCCCCCCGCAGCAUGAAAACAACCGGGGACAAGAACAAGCUGGCGAACCAUCCGUCGUCACUGGCUGGCUGACUGACCCAUUAAUGAAUUGUUCGUUCGGGGUGCAGAAGUUUCGCAAAGGUGAGAAUGCGCCGCGAAAACGGUCUCGAAAAAUCGAAAACUCGAACACAUCUCAGAAGAUUUAUUAUACUCCGGAUGAGGUCAUCUGAUUCUCCAAAGGUUCGGAGGCCGCGAGUUCCCAUGUAAACUAAUCUGUACUCAUUCCCCCUCCCUUGGCGCCGUUCCGCCGUUCCAGUUGGAUGGAGUGACGUCGAGUUCCCAGACUGAUCGAACUUGACGCGUCAACAUCUUGCUUCCGUCACCACCGACACUCUCCAACUCAGCGGGGCAGCACGUCCGCGGGGGGGGUUUGGGUUGGUUGAUUGGUUGGUUUGUUGGUCUGUUCCCGAGGUUCGAUUGUCCUUUUCUUUUUGGAGCCAUUCGAGGGAAGGGGAGAUAUGUUGUCCAAGAGUCGUAUUUUGGGACUGCAUGCUGGAAACUGCACUUCCUCGUGUAAGGGUUGUCUAUCCCCGCGGACUAAAUACAUAUAAAUAUAUAGUUAUAUGUAGUUAUAUAUAUGUAUAUUUCUCUUCUAGAUCAUCCAGAUGUCGCACGAAAGGGGGGGAAUCCACGCGACUAUAACUGGCGCUGAGUCGGGUUGGAAGAAGACGAUAUUAAUUCAAUGUGCACGCCAGUAGCUAGCUAGCUUAGCUAUCAUUCGAACGGUUAACUAGUUAGUUGUCAGGAGGAGGUCGAGAUAACCAGAACCACAAGUCCAAAGCAACUGUGUUGACGAGGUUUCCAACUGCUAUCAAUCCAUCCAUGGAUGCUGCUGGUGUCUGACUGUAUGUGGAGUUGGGUUGGGUUGGUGAGGACUGUCCGGGAAGAACGGAGUAAGGUAACCUAGGAACAUCUCCUCUGGCUUUGGCUGGAUAUUAAAAAAAAAAAAUGAAGCGGUGGUGGGCGGCGUACAGAAUUCGAGGCGAGGAAAAGAGUGUGCUGGGGACACAUUUGGAGGAAUUUGAUUUGAAUAUUAUUAUUACAGGAACGAGCAGCGCGCGGUUAGUUACACCACACCACCCACACCAGACACCACCUGGGUCCGCAUAUUAUUAAAUAUUCGAGAGAUAAUUUAGGUACAGAUUAUAGUAUCUAGUGAACCUUGAGAUGUACAUGUACAUACAUACAUACAUACAUACAUAUA
Molecule: messenger RNA, 3148 nt
Organism: Blastomyces gilchristii SLH14081
Lineage: Eukaryota; Fungi; Ascomycota; Eurotiomycetes; Onygenales; Ajellomycetaceae
Product: zinc-binding dehydrogenase
Exons: 1
Coding region: 413-1426 (337 amino acids)
Molecular function (GO): oxidoreductase activity; zinc ion binding
Source: RefSeq, a predicted model, not a curated record